Harpegnathos saltator (Jerdon's jumping ant) is the source of this 1773-nucleotide messenger RNA. It is a transcript of the gene Tssk, whose product is annotated as Testis-specific serine/threonine kinase. The transcript has 4 exons. Gene Ontology annotation, biological process: microtubule cytoskeleton organization; intracellular signal transduction; protein phosphorylation. Gene Ontology annotation, molecular function: tau-protein kinase activity; ATP binding. The coding region runs from base 647 to 1729 and encodes 360 amino acids. The record is from RefSeq and is a predicted model, not a curated record. Gene Ontology annotation, cellular component: cytoplasm. Lineage: Eukaryota; Metazoa; Arthropoda; Insecta; Hymenoptera; Formicidae.
AUGAGAGCAUUAAUUUUUGUUUAUGAGCAACAUUCUCGGCCUUGUUAUAUUACUUUAUGGCUAAUUACCAACGAAAAAUCCGCCUCGCGUAACAAGAAGAUGCGGUAAUCGCAACGAAGAAAUCUUCGUCCCAAGUCCGUCACGAGAAAUGACUCGAGAUUGCAUACAGCGAUCGAUCGCGGGUAUGUCACGCGAUGUCAAUUGUUUCUCCACUUUCAAGUAUAAUGGCUACGCUCGAAUGAAACGCGGAUCUUCACUUUCCGCCUUCCAUCGCACACCAGGCGCGCCAGACUGGUCCCGACGUCCAAAAUUCUAAGUACAUUCGCAGCCAUUCUCAAAUAACCGUACGAAGACGUCUCGUCGCCGGAAGCGUCGUUUGGAUUCUACGAUAACAGCUAGACUACCAUCGUCGGGGUGCUCGCAUCCGGCUGGAAUAGACGUCGACGACCUGCCACCGUUAGACUCUGAGAACGAGCGAACGAAGACGGUGCUGCGAGGAAGGAAGUGAGAUCGAGGAUAAAUUCUCGGUGACAUAUCUCCGAGCGAACUUGCGGUGGGUUGAUGAGAGAAGACGAUUGCAACGAUUAAAGGCUCGGCCAUCGACUCUUCGGGGUCAGUAAUGAAGAGUCGAUGAAGAAUCAUUGGUAUGGCCACGCGACUCAGCCCCCGAAACUCGGAGGUCAAUGCUCUCGAACAGCGAGGCUAUCUCAUCAGCAAGAAGAUCGGACAGGGAUCUUACGCGACAGUUCAUCUGGCGGAAUAUGUCGAUGGAACGAGCUCCAAGAAGAUGCGUCUAGCUUGCAAGAUCUUCGACAAGGAAAAGGCGCCGUCUGACUUCUUGGACAAAUUCUUCCCCCGCGAGCUCGAAAUUCUGACAAAGAUUGAAAAUCCGCACAUCAUUCAAGUGCAUAGUAUUCUGCAGCGCGGUUCGCGUGUGUUCAUCUUCAUGCGCUACGCCGACAACGGCGACCUGCUCGACUUCGUGAAGAACAACGGCAUAGUGCCGGAGCAGCAGUCACGGCUGUGGUUCCGUCAAAUGGCCUCCGGCCUACAUUACUUGCACAGCAAGAACAUCGCCCACCGGGAUCUCAAGUGCGAGAACAUACUUCUGUCACGGAAGUUCAAUGUGAAACUGGCGGACUUCGGUUUUGCCAGGUUCUGCGUGGACCACAGCGGCAGACGGGUGCUUAGUCAGACGUACUGCGGUUCGGCGGCAUAUGCCGCCCCGGAAGUCGUUGCCGGCACCCCGUAUAAUCCGAAAUUGGCGGACGUGUGGUCGCUCGGCAUCAUCCUCUUCAUCAUGCUCAACGCCCGGAUGCCGUUCGACGAUGCGAAUCUGCGCAAGCUUCUCAAGGAUCAGAUAUCGCACAACUGGAUCUUCCGCUCGCGCGUCCGCGACACUGUGUCUGCACUCGCCAAAAACAUCGUCCGCCAAAUCCUUGAGCCGGACAUCACCUUGCGGCUGACUCUUGAGCGGGUGCUGGGCCAUGAAUGGGUGAGGGCUAGGAAGGAGAAAACGGGCUCCCUUGCCGGAAGACUGGUCCAUUCGGCGCCGCCGAGUCACACUCCGAUGUACGGAGUCGGUAAUUUGGAUGGCUCGACUAUCGCAGGAACUGGAAACGUAGCGAAGACAUUCCCAGCCCUGAAAAAUUCGGAGAACCAACAUCAAGCGUCGAAGAUGGUGAACAAUUCGGGAAAAGAUCCGCAGCUAUCGAUUACUGUUGGAUAAGAGAAUAAGGAACCCAAUACUUGACACUUUAAAGAUAUACAAAC